AGCUGGGGGCGCGCUCCGGAGCCCCGGGUUCCUGAGCUGGGAGGCGGCGGCCUGGGCUGUUUGGCCGCGCGCCCCGCCCCGCAACGCCUCUGCCCGCCGCGCCCGCCCGCCCCACGCGCGAGCCCCUCCGCCUGCACCUGCUGCGCCCGAACUGGAACUAAGAGCUGCCUGGGCCGGAAGGAAAGGGACGUGGGGGCGGGGGGCAGCCACGGCAGGGUUAACCUCCAUUUCAGCUAACCAUGGGAGAGAUCAAAGUCUCUCCUGAUUAUAACUGGUUUAGGAGUACAGUUCCUCUUAAAAAGAUUAUUGUAGAUGAUGAUGACAGUAAGAUAUGGUCACUCUACGAUGCCGGUCCCCGAAGUAUCCGGUGUCCUCUCAUAUUUCUUCCCCCCGUCAGCGGAACUGCAGAUGUAUUUUUCCGGCAGAUUUUGGCCUUGACUGGAUGGGGUUACCGGGUUAUAGCUUUGCAAUAUCCAGUUUAUUGGGACCAUCUUGAAUUUUGUGAUGGAUUCAGAAAACUUUUAGACCACUUACAGUUGGAUAAAGUUCAUCUGUUUGGGGCUUCUUUGGGAGGCUUUUUGGCUCAGAAAUUUGCUGAAUACACCCACAAGUCUCCUAGAGUCCAUUCCCUCAUCCUCUGCAAUGCCUUCAGCGACACCUCUAUCUUCAACCAAACUUGGACUGCAAAUAGCUUUUGGCUAAUGCCAGCAUUUAUGCUCAAGAAAAUAGUUCUUGGAAACUUUUCCUCUGGCCCAGUGGACCCUAUGAUGGCUGAUGCCAUUGAUUUUAUGGUGGACAGGUUGGAGAGUUUGGGUCAGAGUGAACUGGCUUCAAGACUAACCCUCAACUGUCAGAAUUCUUAUGUGGAACCUCAUAAAAUUCGGGACAUCCCUGUAACCAUCAUGGAUGUGUUUGACCAGAGUGCACUUUCAACUGAAGCCAAGGAAGAAAUGUACAAACUGUAUCCCAAUGCUCGGAGAGCUCACCUUAAAACAGGUGGCAAUUUCCCUUACCUGUGCAGAAGUGCAGAGGUGAAUCUAUAUGUGCAGAUACAUUUGCUGCAAUUCCAUGGAACCAAAUAUGCUGCCAUUGACCCAUCAAUGGUCAGUGCAGAGGAACUGGAGGUGCAGAAAGGCAACCUCAGCAUCAGCCAGGAGGAGCAGUAGCUGGGCCUGCUGGCUCAGGAUGGCAACCCAGCAUGAGUUUGUACAAUCUGUGACAUCAGCACCCGCUAGCCACCUCUCCAGUUCUCCAGGCUUCAUUGUGUUUUGGAAGUAGGACUGAUUGUCAUCUUCAUGAUGAGCAGCAGCUCUUCCAAGCCAGAGUGACCGUUGCCUCUUCAGUGUUUUUUUUUUUUUAGCUUUUGAAUUUAAAGAACUUCUGAAAACUUCCCCUUUUAAGAACUGUGAAAAUUUUGCUACCAAAAGUUCAUCACUGUGUUCUUAAGUGUAUGUUCAUUUCUGAGGUUUGGAUGGUGUUUUUGUCUCCUUUCUUUCCCUUUUCUGUCUUUUUUGCUUGUAUGUUAGUCACUGUAAAUCUGCACAUUGGGACUAUACAUAAUAGGCACACAGGUGAUUUUAUGCUGCUAGGCAUAGCCUGAGUGCCAGACUGGCAGCCCACUGCUCACUCUCCUGAAGGUCACUGUCUACUUGCCUAUUGAGCACAUUAGGUUUUAGCUGUUGUAUUUCUAGACAUUACAAACAUUUGGAAUAAAAACUCAAUUUCAGUGA
This is a messenger RNA of Nannospalax galili (Upper Galilee mountains blind mole rat), 1730 nucleotides long. It is a transcript of the gene Spg21, whose product is annotated as SPG21 abhydrolase domain containing, maspardin. Gene Ontology annotation, molecular function: CD4 receptor binding. NCBI's taxonomy places the organism in Eukaryota, Metazoa, Chordata, Mammalia, Rodentia, Spalacidae. The record is from RefSeq and is a predicted model, not a curated record. Bases 240 to 1166 code for a protein of 308 amino acids. Gene Ontology annotation, cellular component: trans-Golgi network transport vesicle; cytosol. The transcript is spliced from 9 exons.